Messenger RNA from Galleria mellonella (greater wax moth), 10650 nucleotides. RefSeq names its product otoferlin-like. Gene Ontology annotation, biological process: plasma membrane organization. NCBI's taxonomy places the organism in Eukaryota, Metazoa, Arthropoda, Insecta, Lepidoptera, Pyralidae. Gene Ontology annotation, cellular component: membrane. The transcript is spliced from 26 exons. Bases 731 to 7063 code for a protein of 2110 amino acids. The record is from RefSeq and is a predicted model, not a curated record.
UGCCCGUCCUUCAUCACACUAGCGCUGGUACCCGCCUAUGUCGGACGUCUGGAAAAUUUGUGCAAACUUAACAAACUCACUGACUUAUUGACAAUUAUCUGUUGCAUUUCCUCCCUAACCAUAUUUAAUUUUUUUUUGCGCUGGAUGAAUUAGUCUAUCACGUUAUUGGGGGUUAGUCCGUAGGCCUGCGGGCCUAUUUUCGCGCGUGUUUUUCAAAAUAAUACAAAAUGUCUUUAUUAGUGAAACUGAAUAGCUUCAAAAUACUCAAAUUUAAAAACGAGAAGUACGUAUGUCUAGAGUUCAGAGAUAAGUGUAAAAUAAUAGAGUAGAGUGUAGAAGGAACACUUUUAGAGUUUGGUUUAAGCGAGCGAUUAUAAGUUAACAAAACUAUAUCAGCUGCAGGAUACUUUACACGAAAUAUUUAAUGCGCAACAGGCGCGGGCAUGUUGGGGCGCAGGGGAGAGAAGGGGACUGUUUCCCGCUCGGAGACGUGCCCGCCCUUCAUCACACCAGCGCUGGCAGCCGCCUAUAUCGAACGUCUUCGAAGCCUGGAAAAUCUACGAAAACUUAACAAAUUCACUGACUUACUGACAACUAUCCGUUGCAUUUCCUCCCUAAUCGUAUUUAAUUUUUUUUUGCGCUAAAUGAAUUAGUCUCACACGUUGUUAUUGGGACUUAGUUCGUAGGCCUUCGGGCCUAUUUCCGCGCGUGUUUUUCAAAAUAAUACGAAAUGUCUCUAUUGGUGAAACUGAAUAGCUUCAAAAUUCUCAAAUGUGGGAACGAGAAAUACGCACGUCUGGAGUUUAGAGGUGCAGUCAAGUACUCAUGCGUAAUAUUGGACAAUGAAGAUAUCAUCUAUGUUAAUCAGCGCUUCGAGUGGCCGGUGUCGCGUGCAGUGACCGCCGGAGAAGUUCUAACUCUUCAGCUGAUUUCACGUGGACGAUGGGGCAACCAUCGUGUACUGGGAGUGUACCGACUUGGCCUCCAGAUCGUCGUGAACGACGGUCAGCUCUGCAUCACCGACACGCUGGUUGACGACAAGAAUAAAGCUGUACCGGUAUUCGUCGACAUGGAGGUCUACUACAAUGCACCGAUAAAACCCGCCAUGUCAAUUGAAGAAGUUCCAUACCGCAGCGAUAUUAUUUCUACAAAGGGUUCCAACCAUAACGCUAUACUACCAUUAGUUCAUGGCUCUGCACAACCAUCAGGUCAUGGCUCUGCACAACCAUCAGCCCAUGGUUCUGGACAACCGUCAUCUCAUAGCUCUGCACAACAAUCAGUGCAUGGGUCUGCACAUCCAUCUGUGCAUGGCUCCGUAGCUGGAUCUCUUCACGGAUCCACUCAUAGCUCUGCACCUCAGUCCGACAUCGACGAGGACAAUGCCCUUGAGGAUAUUGAACGUAACAUAGCGAGCCUAGAACGUUCUCUCCAGAAUAAGGAUACAUUGAUCGAUAUAGAAUCAGGAGACGAGUCCCGAGCCCGCAAACUGAAGAUCGCAGGGAAACGCUUAAUUAAACGCGGCUUCAGCAUGGGCGCGGAUAAAGUGGUAACCAUAUCAGAGAAGCGUGCGGAUCACAAGCGUAUAACCACAUUUAAGAAUGUGAGAAGCCUGAUCCGAAUUGGACGAGCGCGUCCUCGUGACAGUAGCGGCGAUGAGGAGCAAGGUCUUCUAGACAUGCCGGGGCCAUCGACCGAGCCCGAUCGUCCUAUAAGUCAAACUUCCGUCUCAUCUGAUGAAGUGCUGGUCGACACACGGUCGCCGGCAGAAAUACAGAAGAUUAAAAAGAUACGAAAUACCAUUGACGCAUCUGGAAUCCCUGCGCUUAAAGCUGCUGACUUCCAAGUUUGCGUCACGGUCAUCGAGGCCCGCCAGCUGGCUGGACUAAACAUGGACCCGGUGGUGUGCGUGCAGAUCGGCGAUGUACGGAAAUAUACUAGUGUAAAAGAGAGCACCAACUGUCCUUACUACAACGAGUACUUCGUCUUCGACUUCCACAUGCCGCCAAUAAUGCUGUUCGACAAAAUUAUAACUUUGUCGGUCCUGCAGUCUCGCAAUAUUUUGCGCGCGAACAAAUUACUCGGCAACUUUAAACUGGACGUUGCUACUGUGUGGAGUCAGCCAGACCGCCAGUUUUACCACAAGUGGGCAUUACUAACAGAUCCUGUCGACGUAGCAGCGGGCGCCAAAGGUUACCUAAAAUGUGACAUUAGUGUUAUUGGCAAAGGGGACACCGUCAAAAUCCCACCCAAGAGUGAAAAGGACGAAGAUGAUAUUGAAGCGAACCUAUUGCUCCCAGACGGCGUGCCUAUAGAGCGACAGCGCGCCAAGUUCAUAGUGAAGAUCUACCGAGCUGAUGGUCUGCCAAAGAUGAACUACUCAAUCUUAGCCAACGUGAAGAGAGCUUUCACGGGCGAAACUCAAGAUCUUGUAGAUCCUUAUGUCCAAGUGUGCUUUGCUGGAAUGACUGGUUGCACAUCAGUUAAGAAAAAUUCUUACACCCCAGUAUGGAAUGAACAGAUCGUAUUUACUGAAAUGUUCCCACCACUUUGUCAACGUAUCAAGAUCCAGUUGAGAGACAACGAUCCUGUCCACCCGAAUAUUAUCGGCACGCACUUCAUAGAUUUGAAAACUAUAUCUAACGAUGGAGAAAAAGGAUUUCUACCAACUUUUGGACCUGCUUUUGUACACCUCUACGGUUCCACUCGUGAUUAUAGUUUGAUAGACCAACACGCUAACCUUAACGUAGGAAUGGGAGAGGGAGUUUCCUAUAGAGCAAGGAUUCUCAUAUCUAUCCGCACUGAAAUCUUGGAUAAUAUGGAAUGCCCAGCAUCAGAAGUUCAAGUGGAGCCAAUUCUAGCUAUCACCGAAUCUAGUUUUGAAAAGAACGAAGAAUUCUUUUUGUUUGCCAGCAUUUUCGAUGCAAAUAUGAUUGAUAAACGUCUUACCGAUAAACCUCUGCAAUUUGAAUUGAGUAUUGGUAAUGCUGGCAAUUCUUUAGACGGUCACAAUGAAUCUGUCAAACGACCACAAGACUUGGAGGCUGAAGAACUUAAUGAUAUGAGUCCUGAUACAGGAUAUUGGCAAAGUGUGACUCAUCCAACAAAAGCAACGUCAAGCGAUAAACAUUACUAUUAUUUGCCAUAUUGGGACAAUAAGCAAUGUAUGCAUGUCCGGAGUAUAUGGCCGGAUCAUCGCAGGCGGAUGUAUAAUUCUAAUCUUAUCGACAGGAUCAUCGAAAAAUUCGAAGAAGGCCUAUCAGAUAUCCAAAUGGCGAUCGAAACGGACUUUGGACCUGACAACAACUGUGUAGCAGCACUAAAGUCUGUAUUGGAAACCACAAGCAAUGCUUGUGCAGAGUAUGUUCGUCAUAUGACCAACGCCCCGCCUAUUGGAAACACCAAGUUGGACAGGGAGAGACAAAAGUUAUGCCUCUUCGAAAUAGAACAUAUUGGAACGAUGUCGAAAAGCUUAAAAGCGCUUAUUACAAAACAUUCCAUAAAGGAUCGGUUGCGAACUGCUUUCACUUAUCUGACAAAAUUAAAACACCUGUGUGAAGAUGCCCAACACGCAAUGCCAGAUAUCUUCAUCUGGAUGGUGAGUAAUGGAAAGCGAUUAGCAUAUCAAAGAAUUCCUGCUAGAGAUAUCAUAUACUCGGAUUAUCCUAAUGAGUGUGGAAAAUAUUGUGGAAAAAUGCAAACUCUAUUUAUGAAGUGGCCAGGAAAAAAAGCUUCAACUCCAAGUGGUUGGGCAAUACCGGCUAAAAUCAAUGUAUACAUUUGGUUAGGGCUACUGCAAGAUAAAAAACACUACAUCGAUGGACUACCUCAGGGCUACGAAGUGAGCUCUGAAUUACGAAAUGCUGACAAGUUACGUUCCAAUGCACCUUCUACUAUAUUUUACGCUGAAAAACAUAAUUUCCAAAUGCGUGCUUAUGUAUACCAAGCUAGGUCAUUGAUAGGAUCCGAUUCAUCUGGCCUGUCUGAUCCUUUUGCAAGAGUAGUGAUUGGUGACAGUAGUGCAACAACUCAAGUCAUAGACGAGACAUUAAGUCCUACAUGGGAUGAGUUACUUGUAUUUGAAGAUAUUUUGCUAUACAGUACAAUUGAACAAAUAAAAGCUAACCCGCCAACCAUUAUUAUUGAAAUUUUUGACCAAGAUAAAGUAGGAAAAUCCGAAUUUAUAGGUCGAACACUAGCAAAACCACAUAUAAAAGCUUUCGAAGAUACAUACGAAAGACCACAAUUUCCUCCUUCUCUUGAAUGGUAUGACAUUACACGUGGCGAUGACAGGGCUGGUGAACUGCUCGCAACAUUUGAGUUGCUAGAAAUUCCUGCAAAACAGGAUUCAUCUAUAUUACCUGAGCUCCCAUCUCCGAGGAAAGCUAAUGGAAAGCCACCUAUUGAUACAAAUAAAGGUCCAAUACUUCCAGUACCAAGAGGAAUACGUCCUACUUUAUCAAAAUACCGUAUUGAAGUUUUGUUUUGGGGUUUACGUGAUCUCAAACGUGUGCACCUUCUUACAGUAGAUAAACCCAGAGUUGAUAUAGAAUGUGCUGGCAAUAUCUUGUAUUCAACAAUUAUACAGAACGCAAAACGUAAUCCUAAUUUCACUAAUCCUGUUAAAUUUGUCGAUGUAGAACUACCAGAUCAAGAUUUGUAUAGACCACCGCUAACAAUUCGUGUAGUGGAUUGCCGAAGUUUUGGUAGAAUUACACUUGUCGGUACACACACUAUAAAUUCUAUUCAUAAAUAUAUUUAUACACCAAUGAGCAAAAGAGAAAGGGAUAUCGAAGAAAGAAAAAAAUCUUUAAUCCAACUACAAAAUGUAGACCUACGAGCUAACUGUAUUAUACAAGAUGAUGUUUUCACCAUUGAAAAUGAAAAAGAAAAUUGCCCAUUACUUACCCGCGAUGGACGUGGGAAUAUGACUUAUGGUUCUGGAGUAAAACAAUCGAAAGGUAAAAAAUUCUCUAAACGAGACUCUAGUAAAAAGAGGAAAGCCAGCACUGAUUCGGUAUUAGAGGAUGAUGAUGGUAACAAAGACUGGUGGACAAAGUAUUUUGCUUCAGUCGAAUCAAUGAUCGAGGAAGAAAAGGAAGCGAAGAAAGAACGUCAAGGAUUUCUUCAAGCACCUCAAAUGACAUUCGCAGAUGAAACACGGUCCCUUAGGGAAGAAGUGCAUUCACCGCGACCUGAUCGUGAUCGUUCAAAGCGUCGACAAUCAUCUUCACCAAGAGCUAAAGUGAGCCCUACGAUAUCAAAGAAAAAUGAAAUACCAAAUUCAGCUUUGACAAAGAUAUAUCCACAUGAGCUUGAAGCUGUUCCAGAAUAUGAUGAAUUCAAAGAAUGGCUUCACUCUUUCGAAUUAUACAGAGGAAAGAAAACUGGUGAUGAAACUGAAGACGAGAACCGCGUGGUUGGUGUAUUUAAGGGCGCUGUAAAGGUUUAUAAAUGGCCUUUACCAAGAGGAAUUGACGAUCAUACAGUGAUGGGAUUUGAUCCAAAUCAUGGAUUCUUCCAAGGCGUCCCGAAUAAUGACCCGAUCCAUGUAUUAGUCAGAGUUUAUAUAGUUAAAGCUACUGAUCUACACCCCAUGGAUCUCAAUGGAAAAGCAGAUCCCUAUAUAGUGUUGCAUUUAGGUUCAAAAAAAAUAAGUGACAAGGAAAACUAUGUAUCAAAACAACUUAAUCCAGUUUUCGGAAAAUGCUUUGAGAUUGAGGCAACAUUUCCGCAAGAUUCAAUGCUUACUAUACAAGUUCUAGAUUGGGAUUUAUUGGGAUCCGAUGAUUUGAUAGGAGAAACUAAAAUUGAUCUCGAAAAUAGAUUUUAUUCCCGACACAGGGCAACAUGUGGACUACCUAUGAAAUAUGAAGAGCAAGGCUACAACCGUUGGCGGGAUUCUUUGAAACCUACACAAAUUUUGGCAAAAUUAUGCAAAGAUGGGAAAUUAGAUCCUCCUAUAUAUGAAUAUGGAAGAGUUAAAGUGGGUCGCACUGUGUUCAAUAUGCCAAUGGAUGAUAAAGAACUAUUCUCUAAUCCUGACACUACAGAAGAGCAGAUGGCAUUAGUAGUCUUGAGACGCUGGCAAGAGGUUCCACGUGUAGGGACCAAAUUAGUCACAGAACACAUUGAAACUAGACCACUUUAUAAUCCCAGUAAACCAGGUAUCGAACAAGGACGUCUUGAAAUGUGGGUAGACAUGUUUCCCAUGGAUAUGCCACUGCCAGGUCCACCAAUGGAUAUUUCAGCUCGCAAGCCUAAAUCUUAUGAAAUGAGAGUAAUAAUAUGGAACACAGAUGAUGUUGUUCUUGAAGACGAUGCCUUCUUCACCGGCGAAAAAAUGUCUGAUAUUUAUGUAAAGGGAUGGAUAAAAGGCCCAGACGACUGUCAAUCUACAGACAUACAUUAUCGUUCAUUAACUGGAGAAGGAAACUUUAACUGGCGCUUCAUAUAUCCCUUUGAUUAUCUGGAAGCCGAAGAGCGCAUUGUAAUUUCUCGUAAAGAAUCCGUCUUCUCUUGGGAUGAAACAGAGUGUAAGAUUCCUGCUCGUCUCGAGUUACAAGUUUGGGAUGCCGAUCACUUCUCAGCAGAUGAUUUCUUGGGAGCCAUAACCUUAGAUUUAAAUAGAUUCCCACGUGGGGCCAAAUCAUCUAAACUGUGCACUUUAGAUAUGCUGAGAAAUGAUGGCUCGGUGCCUAUGAUCAACAUCUUUAAGCAAAAACGUGUCAAAGGCUGGUGGCCGUUUUACAUAAAACGUGACACUGAAGAAAUGGAACUCACAGGGAAAGUGGAAGCAGAAAUACAUCUCCUUACCCGUGAAGAAGCUGAUAAAGUACCAGCUGGUCUAGGACGUAAUGAACCAGAUCCUUUAGACAAACCCAACCGACCUGAUGCUUCGUUUAUGUGGUUCCUAAAUCCACUAAAGUCGAUACGCUACAUCGUCUGGCACAACUACAAGUGGACUAUCCUGAAGAUAUCUAUAAUCCUCGUGCUUGCUAUAAUGUUCUUACUUCUAGUUUAUGCUGUACCUGGUUACACAGUUAAGAAACUACUCGGGGCCUAAAUAGUAUCUGAUUUUAUCCCCACUUACAUGUAUUACAUUACUUAGAUUAAGAUAUGUGUAAACUUGAUGGAAUCAUGUUUUUGUCUCAACAUAAAUACUUAAAUGGAAUCUUGGGUUAUAUAGAUGGAAACUCUACAAAUGCUUCGAAAGAAAAAACAAAAAGAAAGCCCACUUACAUAUAUUAGGUUACUUAGAUUAAUUUAUGUGUAAACAACUUGAUGAAAUCAUGUUUGUGUCUACAUAUACUCACAAAUACUUACAUAGAAUCUUAGAUUAUAUAGAUGGACUGUUUCCUUAAAGAUCUUUCGAAGAAAAAAAAACAGUUCAACUCAGUAUGUGAGAGAAAUAAAUAUCAUAAUAUUAACUUGAAAGAUAUAAAAAGAUACAAAAUUAAUACAUAUAUAUUUUUAUAUUCGUAAGAAUUUUUGUAUACGUUUCAGUUUAUUAGCGACUCCCAUACCCACUAUGUCAAAUUCAUUCAAAUCAUCUUGAUGCCAUGUUAUUGUAAUAGUAUAUAUUAUGCAUGUAUAUGUUGUAUAAUAUAUGUAUAUGUAUACACAAUACAUACAUAUAUAUAAUUGUAUGUUUAUUAGUAUAAUUAUUUAUACGUUUAACGUAAUACAGGUGCGUUUGUCUGGUGUAUUUGUCGUUUUAAAAUAUAAUCAAUAUUUAGAAAACAUUCACUUCAACCACGGCUCGAAUCGUGCCAAAUAGUUUUCAAGUCAUUUGGGAAACACAGCAAAUGGGAACGAUGAAACAAUAUUUGAUGUCAAGGCCCAACAAGGAAAUCUUCAAAUAUUCUGUUAGGUAUAAUCGUCAAGCUGGAAAUAUAGUCGCUGAUGACGACAGCCUCCGAUGUGUUUCAAUACAGGAUGAUAACCACCUUAAGAGGUUCUAUCUUAUGAUUUUACUAUCAUCAUAUAAGCCGUUAUCAGUCACUGAUAAACAUAAGCCUCCCGCAUCCAUUGACUCCUAGCAAUGCAUUUAAAAUCGUUACUCCAUUUAGUGAGGUGUCAUCCUACAUUGCAUUUGCCUGCAUGGAGUCGCUGUGUGUUCCCGAUGUAGAAUAGGCCACCCCUUCUUUUUCCGUGGAUGUUGUAAGACGUGACUAAGGGAACAAAAUGAUCGGGGGAUGGGCAGCAGCGUCCCUCUUAAAACAGCUUAAAGGCCUAACUGCGGUUGUCAACCCGCUUGCCAAGGGUGGCAACUAUUGGCAAUUUCUAAUAUCCACCACCGCCCAUAAAAUCAGACAGAAUCUCAAUAAACAGUACAAGGCUGAAAAUGGUGGACCCACCAUAUGGAAACCUAUACUGAGAUGCACUAUAAGAGUACUCAAGUAUCACAUAAUGCUCCCCAAUAGUUACUGUAAUAUCACCACACUUUAUGGUAUUGGGAUUUGUUGAUGUGUUGUUGUAAUUCCUAAUAUAUAUUAUGCAUUUAUGUAUAAUUGUAUAUUUAUGAGAAUAACUAUCUAUAUGUGUGGGUAUAUAUUUUAAUAUGUGUAUUUUGUGUAUCUAGUUGUAUUAGAUACUAUUAAGUCAUACUUAGUUUUUACUACUAACUAUCAAUCACUUAGUUUUUAUAUAAUUAUUAACUGAUAGAAGCACUAUAAGGCAAUAAGAUCGCCAAUUCAAUACUAAAUAUAUAUAGAAUGUAUUUAAAAAAUAUAUUCGAAUGAACAAGUUAAUCUAAUUUAUGAAUAAUGGUCCCAAUUAAAAAUAAACGAUCUAGGAAAUUAUCAAUCCAAUUGCGUACUUGCAAAAUUAAAAAAUAAUGUUUUGUUUUAAUUUAAAGAAUCUUGCGUUUGCCUUAUCAAUAUCAAGUUGGUGAUUAUGGAGGGUAUAAGUAAAGAGGACCAUCUCCUUUUAUUGUUAUGUAAAAUAUCAAUAAUUUAUUAAUUAAUUAAAAAAAUAAUCUUCUAAUCAUGCUUUAAAUAGUAAGUAAAACAAUUAUUUUUUUCAAAUAGGCGCAUUACACUCCAGUAACAACUACUACAUUUAUUUCAUACCCUUUGCUACUAUAGAGCCAAUCUGGUGAAAUGUCCCUCAUAUGACAUAAUUCUCUUUACCUCUAUCUUCCAUAGACCCAUCACUUUAGCUGACUAAACUUUGACCGUUUAUGAUCCUCAAUACUAUCUAUAUAAUCUAAGCAUAGAACUAUCUAUGCUAUUACAUUUUACAACGGCAACACUACUAAAUGAUAGUUCUAGCCGCAACAAAGAGAAAAUCUUAUUACAAUCCUCUCGAAUUAGAGAAUAAAUCUAUGUAAUAAGUAUAUAUAUUUAUCAUUAUUAAUAUUAUAAAUGUUAAAACAAGUUUGAUUGAUAACCAUAGGUUGUCAUCACAUUCAAAAUGAUUAGUGUUACAAAAUAAGAUUAUUGUAUUGUUCUGAUAAAUUGAUUUAGAAUUUUUAAUAAUACAUGAUAUACAAAACACGUAAAAUUUCAUAUAAUAUCAAUCCUGAAAGAUUAAAUUUAAAUACAAUCCAAUUCAUAUGAAAAAAAAUAUUAAACAACGAGAACAUAGUUAUUAAUUGCAUUUUUCAUUUUUGCUGUCUCCUAAUCGAUGUAUGUUAUAUUGAAAUAUAUAAUACUGUUGAAGCGUUUAUUAAUUCCAAUAUAACUAGAAUUUAAGUCAUUAGCAAUUAUUAUUAUUAAUUUUAUUAAUGUAAUAGGUUAAAGUAGAAACCUGUAUCAAAUGUGCUUAAUAUAAUGUAGUGGUGUGCCGGAUCGUUAAAUAUGUACUUAUGUUCACAAACACGAAUAUCUACUAUUUACUCAGUUGGUGUCAAACAGUUUUCUUAAUGAAUGAUAAUUGUAUGGUAAUCACACCUCUACUAUCUGAUGGUAGGUGAAGAUGAAAGCAGGUCAGGCCCAUAGUGAUGAAUUCUGUAAGAAUUAAUCACAAUGAUUUCUAGGGGGGACUGAGAGGAUAUGAACAUAUGCUAGCAAUGAGCCCACUAGCUAGUGUUAACCAUCUCUUUCCCCUCAUGAAACGACGGUACAUCUGCCGUUACGGAUACGAAUUUCUGGCACAUAAUUAAUGCUAAUAUAAAAAUGAUCCUAGAACACAUACGAAAUCGAGGCUUAAUUAUAAAACUCUCCAAAAUUAAAUAUGAACCUAAUUGAUUAAAUUGUCCAUAAAAAUGUUGGCAAUCUCUGAAGAUGUCAUUUUGUUAAUAGCAUUUCUUUCUUUGUUUAUAUUAUUGAUCUAAAAUUGCACUAUUGUAGUGGGAGAGGUAAGGAAAACCAUCUCAGUGUUUGUUUUAAUGGCAAACUUUUCAAAAGAAUAAUUAACAGCUGAUUGGAUUUGGGGUCAGUGCACUUUAUCAACAACUAUUAAUUUCAUAUCCUCUUGCGACUAUAGCGCCAUUCUGGAGGGUUUUGGAACUAUUAUUUAUAGGUUACCACUGCUUACCUUCGAUACUGUUCCCCCAUAUAAGGGUGUUCUUUUUACCUCUACACUCCAUAUAUAUUGUGAAAAAAGAUGUUCUAUUUCUUUCUACAAUAUUUAUGAUAUCGUGAUGUGUGUACUAAGAGUGUUGUUGUUUAUAAUUAUUAAGUCAUUAAAUGCUGUGUUCUUAGCUGU